Messenger RNA from Cyclopterus lumpus (lumpfish), 1661 nucleotides. RefSeq names its product heme-binding protein 1-like. Bases 68 to 643 code for a protein of 191 amino acids. The record is from RefSeq and is a predicted model, not a curated record. Lineage: Eukaryota; Metazoa; Chordata; Actinopteri; Perciformes; Cyclopteridae. The transcript has 4 exons.
UAGGAGAUAAAGUUGCCGUGCAGUAAACGUGCACAGGGACGAGGAGGGAGGACCCGGCCGAAGCGACAUGUUUGGCAUGCUCAAGAACUCGCUCUUCGGAAACACCGAGGAGACGGAAUAUAAAUUGCUCAGCAGCGAGACGCAGGAUGGAGUUAGCUUUGAGGUGCGGCGGUACGACGGGGCCAAAUACGCUGUCGCCUCGUCUGAGGGGCGGUCCUUUGACCAAGUGACGGGGGAGCUGGUGAGGAAGCUGCUCAUGUACAUCGGUGGGAGCAACGAUCAAGGUGUGGGCAUGGGUACAGCAGCACCCAUCAUCGUCACAGUGUACCCGCGGAACGACGGUGUUCUGUCUCGCCGCUUGGUGGUCGCCAUCCGCAUCCCCUCCAGCUACCAGCUGAGCCCCCCGACUCCCACCGACAGUGCCAUCGGGAUCGAGGAGCGGCCCGGCAUGACUGUCUACACCCUGCAGUUUGGAGGCUUCGCGGGGGAGAGUGAGUACCGCGCAGAGGCCUUGCGUUUGACCCGCACGCUGGGUGAGACGGCCCCCUUCCAGCGCAAGCAGUACUUCUGCUGCAGCUACGACCCGCCGCUCAAGCCUUACGGACGCCGCAACGAGGUGUGGUUUCUGCAGGAGGAGCCGUAGGAGCCAGUUCGUCAGAGCUCAUGCUGAAUCCUUCAUUCAACCUUCAUUUAGCCCUUCGCUUAGGACAAGUGCUCGAUUGAUUGGUAAGAGCAAUAUGGUGACAUGAUAGACCUUUGAACCCAAAAUGGACAGACAUUACCCAUGUUGCCUUUACCCAUCAGAUCUUCGGGCUUGUCACGCGUGCAGUAGCUACACUGAUGUUAGGCGUUGGAGCAAUGGGGCGAUUUAUAAUUCACCAUCAAUGCAUCAUUAUCGCGUUUUCUUUAUUUUUUUGUUUCUGAUUUAAACUCAAGCCUGUGUAGCUCAGAAACAAGGCGUAAUAAGAGAGAUUGAAGGCUUCUUAAGAAGUGACGGUAUUUAUUGGAGCUCCAUGUUGUACGUUUCCAUCUGAACGAGUUGCAACCCUGCUGACAGCCGAGGGAAACUAGAUCUCAAGGAAACUACCCUUUAGAUAACAGGUGUCAAACAGAAAGUUAUCCAAGUAACUCAGUGAAUACUCUAAUGUAGUCUGUAUUCGAAUAUAACUUGAUUGACGGUUGCAUUCCUUUUAGAAGUAAAUGUUUGUCCUAAAGGUUUGAUAAAGACCCUGUAGAGCUCCCUAAAGAACACACAGUAGGGUUGUGUACAUCUUAAUCUAGUUUACUAUUUAGUGACGGCUACAGAGAAAUGUAUAUAAUUGAGAUUAGAUACAUGGUAGUAAAAAGCACACUUCCUGUUCCCCCGAGUAAGGAACUGGAAAGAAACAGGAGUCGAGCCAUAAAGUAGAACUAGUCUUUAUGAAUUAGUGAGGACAGAUGUGUGGAAGCUAGCUAGCUGUGUGUGUCGUUUAUGUGUUGAUACAUGCAGCAUGUGUAAAGUGAAUAUUUUGUGUUUUAGUGCAUGAUGACAAGGCCAUCUUUAUUUAUUCUGACUCUUGAAACAAUGUUAUUUGAUACUGUACUGUGGGAUUUUCUGUAAUGAUUGAAUAUAAUGUUGAGGUUUAUUAGUGCUUCAACAUAAUAAAUAUAUUAUUCAGUGA